AUGUUCUUCGCGCGGCUGCGGGGCGGGCUGUGUUUGUGCGCUCACAGAGCAGAGGUGCGCCAAACGGCCCGCUCGCUGAUUCGGGCCAGCCGAUCGGCGGCGAUGGAGGGAAGCAAUGACAGAGUCGACGAGGGGGAUCUUAAGGUGCGCGUCAUCAACGUCGACAGCGAGCCGGGAAUGACGAUCUCUCUGAGCGUGGACGGCGCGGAGAAGAAUCUCAGCCGGGCGAAGGACGAGGCCCUCCAAAAGGCCUUGUUCCGCCUCCAAAAGGCAGUCGACGGGGGCGGCAAGAAGAAGAAGACCAAGGGCAAGAACAGUGCACCGGCCGCUCCGUCCGUGCCUGUGGAGCUCGUCAAGAAGGACUCCGGGCACCCCGUGGACCCCGCGACGCCGAACGAGGCCGCGUGGGACAACGACAACGUCCUCAGGAUCGGGGACAGGCAGUACGACAUAGAGGUUAACCCCCCCACGGUCAACUCGAUCGCCCUGCCGCCGCGGCCCAUGGUCGGGUACCCCGUGAUGCCCGUGAUCGCCCUGAAGUUCGCCGACGAAGCCGCCUGCCGGCUGGAGUGGUCGCGGCAGCCGUUCUCCAGCGGCGCGCAGCCCACGGACAGCAAGUGGGAGGUGUGUGGGGAGGGGCGGUAUUACACCCCCUCGGACGCCGACGAGGGCUUCCUCCUGCGCGUCGUUUGCACGCCAAGGUCAGCGGCGGGGGCUCAGGGACAAGCCGUGGCGGCGGAAGCCUCCCAGCCGGUUUCGCGCGCUCCCGGCACCAAGCCCUUCCGUGGACGCGCCGACCACACGCGCGCGCGCGUGCCGGCGCCCGCGGUGCGCGUCGUGACGUACAACAUUCUCGCGGACCAGUACGCGGGGUCCAGGUACGCGAGGGAGGUGCUGUUCGACUACUGCGCGGAGGACUACCUGGACCCGUUCUUCCGGCGGCAGCGCGUCCUUGAGGAGCUGCGCGCGUACAACGCAGACGUCGUGUGUUGCCAGGAGGUCGACCAGGGGUCGUACGACGACUUCUUCGGACCCAUGAUGUCCGCGUACGGGUUCGAGUCCAGGUUCGAUCUCAAGGCGGGCAGCGUCAGGGAGGGCGAGGCGAUGUUCUGGAGGCGAGACAGGUACCGCGCCGUUGACAACUGGCGUUUCGCGAUGAAGGACAUGGUCGAGCCAGAGGACGCCGAGGCGCCGUCGCUCGCCGCGCUCCCCGUGAACGGCGCCGCCAUCUCCGCCGCGCUCGCGGAGCACCCGCACCUCGUGACUGUGUUGAAGAAGGUCACACAGAUCCUGCAGCUGGUGCUGCUCGAGCCGGUGGCUCCGGACGGCGCCGGCGCGGGCGGCCCGCCGCUGCUCGUCGCGAACACGCACCUCUUCUUCCACCCGCGCGCGUCGCACGUUCGCACGGUGCACGUCGCGACGAUGGUCGAGCUCGCGAACGCCGUGGCGCGCGAGCGGGCGGCGCAGGGCGAGCGCCGCCCCGCGCUGCUGUUCUGCGGCGACUUCAACGCGGACCUGAACGACGGCAUGCCCGCGCUCUGCGAGAUGCUCCAGACGGGGAGCGUCGGCGCGGGCUGCUGGGACUGGAAGGACAUGGCGACGUUUUCGUGGGGGGGUGAUGACGACGAGGAUGACGAGGGGGGGGGAGUCGCUGCGGAGGAGGCGGGGAGCGGCGGGGAGGAGUCGGCGGGGCCGGGGAUCGCGCUGUCGGUGCCCGUGCGCAUGCGCAGCGCGGACGACCUCGCCACACCGUGGACCAACUACACGAGAGGCUACACGGGACUGCUAGACUACAUAUGGUACGACCCGUCCGUCAUGCGGCGCCUCCAGUACGUCUCAGUCCCCCCCGAGGCCGACCUGAAGGCCGAGACCGCCAUCCCGUCCUCGGUGUUCCCGUCCGACCACGUCGCCGUCGUCGCGGACCUCGAGCCCCCCGCGUCGCUCCCGCUCGUCGUCGGAGCGGACGCCGAGGCGGCCGACGCCGCAGCGUCAGCGUGCAUCCGCGGUGGCGUCGUUGCAGUGCCGACGGACACGCUCUACGGCCUUGCCUGCCUUGCCUCGGAUGCGGAGGCGGUUCGGCGGAUAUACGAGAUCAAAGGGCGGUCGUUCUCGUCGCCGCUGGCGAUCUGCGUCGCGGAGGCGGCCGACGCGGUCGCGUACGGGGACUGCAGCGGGCUCCCGGGGGAGCUGUUGGAGGAACUCCUCCCGGGGCCCGUCACGCUGGUCCUGCCGCGGUUGCCGGACGCCGCGGUGGCCGCCGAGGCGACGCAGGGCGUGGCGACGAUCGCGGUGCGCGUGCCGGGCGGCGACGAGGGCCGCCUGGUGCGCAGCGUGUGCCGCAGGCUCGCAUCGGCAGCAAGCGACACGCCGGCAGCUCUGGCGCUGACCAGCGCGAAUCUCAGCGGGGGCACGUCGCCGCUGCACCCGCGGGAAUUCGAGGAGCUCUGGGGCGAGCUCGACGUCCUGUGCGACGCCGGGGAGGUCGGGACUGGGUGCCGCAACGGAUCGACGAUCGUGGACCUUUCGCGGGCGUCCCACGGGGCGUUCAAGAUCAUCCGCGAGGGCUCGGCGCCGGACAUGGUGCGGGCGGCGAUGAAAACGCACGGCCUGGUGGAGGCGAAGUGA
Pedinophyceae sp. YPF-701 is the source of this 2625-nucleotide messenger RNA. The record is from the annotation of a GenBank genome assembly. NCBI's taxonomy places the organism in Eukaryota, Viridiplantae, Chlorophyta, Pedinophyceae.